This is a messenger RNA of Alternaria rosae, 1711 nucleotides long. RefSeq lists its product as uncharacterized. Gene Ontology annotation, molecular function: nucleotide binding. Bases 165 to 1337 code for a protein of 390 amino acids. The transcript has 3 exons. The record is from RefSeq and is a predicted model, not a curated record. NCBI's taxonomy places the organism in Eukaryota, Fungi, Ascomycota, Dothideomycetes, Pleosporales, Pleosporaceae.
UUGCAUGUUACACAUGUACCUGCAGCAUGUAUGUGCCCUAGGGCGCACAAGACUUAAGCAUCGGGCUGUGUUCAUAGCGAUGGAAGUAGAAAUACAACUGGAGUGCCCACUGGUUCAAGUUCAUUCUUUCUAUCUCGAUAUCGCCAUAAUACAGUUUCGUCAAGAUGAGUUCCGAGCCGUUUACGCUGAGGUGGGGUAUCUUGGCAACGGGAGGUAUAGCAACAACGUUCACAAAAGACCUCCUCAUCGACCCUCAAACCCGCUCCGUAACCGACGUCCGCCAUGUCGUCGCCGCAGCCGCCUCCUCCACAUCUUCAUCACGCGCCGCCGACUUUCUCAAAUCCGUCGGCGCGCCCGCCACAGCAAAAGCCUAUGGCUCGUACACUGAACUCGUUUCCGAUCCUAACGUCGACAUAAUCUACAUCGCCACCCCGCACUCGCACCACUACCACCACGCUCGCCUCUGUCUCAACGCAGGGAAACAUCUACUAAUUGAGAAACCCAUCACCGUCAACGCGGCUCAAUGUCAGGAGUUGAGGAAAUUGGCGAAAGAGAAGAAGAGAUUCAUGAUGGAAGCAGUAUGGACGCGUUUCUUCCCCCUCUCGCGCGAAGUCUGUGACAUUGUGAAAGAGGGGAAACUGGGACAAAUCAAACGCGUCUUCGCCGACUUCAGCUUCUGGAAUGACGCUGAAAAGGAAUUCGGCAAAGAGCAUAGGAUGGUCAAUCCGAAUCUCGCUGGUGGCGCGUUGUUGGAUUUGGGGAUUUACAGUCUGACGUGGCUGUCUAUGGCGCUGUAUCACUGUCAACCUGAGGGUAAAAGGGAGGAACCAGUUGUUAGUUCGGCAGUGAGUAAGUAUAAGACGGGGGUUGAUGAGACGACGACUGUGCUCUUGCACUUUCCCGAUUCUGGCGCUCACGGCGUAGCAGGCACGAGUAUUAUCGUUGCUACGACGCCUAAUGCGGAGCACCCCAACCCGGGUGGCGACGCGGUGAGGAUUCAGGGUACCCUCGGCGACCUCACUGUCAAUUAUGCGCCGAGGCCACGCACAUAUACAUUGACCCCCGCUGCCAACGAGAAACGAGGGAAACUCGCAGACUUUGAGUACCAGGUCGUUGAUAAGUUCAAAGAAAUCCCUGGGGGUGGACACGGUAUGUUCUGGGAGGCAGACGAGUGUGCGCGGUGUAUUCGAGAUGGCAAGCUAGAAAGCGAGAUAUGUGGACUAGAGGAGACGGAGGUGGUCAUGAGGGUUAUGGAUCAAGUAAGGAAGCAGGGAAGUGUGAUGUAUCCAGCGGUGAUUGAGAGCACGGAGUCGCCACUCGAUAGAUUCUCAGUGUAAUGGACCGAGUAGGAGUACAUGGAUGUGGGGGAGUUUAGAAGAGGGCAAGAGAAUGAAGAGGACAAGCUGUCGUUUUUGUAUCUUGUGCUAGAGGUGAGUAGCUAGAUUGGCAAAGACCUCACUCCACCAUUUUCAACUUCUGUCCUCAUACCGCCAUACCACUACUUUUGAUCAAAUCAUCGAGAUCCUCAUAUCUGUACCCCUUCAUACCAUCCCUCUCUAAACUCCCCAGCCUAGGAAUCUCACCAUGUCAUUCCUAUUUCACCCUCGAAGCCUGAGGUUCCUUUGAAACACCAGAAUCUCCAGAAGUCACACGACCGAACAGGUUCUUGUAGUAGUGACCGGAACGACUAGCUGGUCCACAAAUACCCUCU